Molecule: messenger RNA, 1159 nt
Organism: Cimex lectularius (bed bug)
Lineage: Eukaryota; Metazoa; Arthropoda; Insecta; Hemiptera; Cimicidae
Gene: cyp33
Product: peptidyl-prolyl cis-trans isomerase E
Exons: 7
Coding region: 214-1095 (293 amino acids)
Biological process (GO): protein folding; protein peptidyl-prolyl isomerization
Cellular component (GO): intracellular membrane-bounded organelle
Molecular function (GO): peptidyl-prolyl cis-trans isomerase activity; RNA binding
Source: RefSeq, a predicted model, not a curated record
UAGUUAAAAUUUCCUUCCUUGAUAGGGUAACAGUCGAAGAAGGUAACGGAUUGAUAGUAAACAAAUUUGCAAGCACGUCUUCAAAAAGAAGAAUUUAUACCAUAAUCUUGUAAAAGUAUAAGUAUAAAAGAGUAUACUAUAAAAUACUUCCCUUCUUGGGAUAACAGUCGAAGAAGGUAACGGCGUGUCAAGGAAGGUUAAUAAUAAACAAAAAUGUCAAACACAUCUUCAAAAAGGACAAUUUAUGUCGGGGGUCUCGCCGAAGAGGUGGACGAGAAGGUGCUCAAGUCGGCUUUCCUCGCCUUCGGUGAGAUCUUGGACAUCCAGGUACCGCUAGACUACCAGACUGAGAAGCACAGGGGCUUCGCUUUCAUCGAAUUUGAAUUUUCUGAGGAUGCGGCGGCAGCAAUCGAUAACAUGAACGAUUCAGAGCUGUUUGGCAGGACGAUCAGGGUCAACCUGGCCAAACCGCAAAAGAUAAAGGAAGGCUCGUCCCGGCCGGUGUGGUCGGAAGACAGCUGGCUUCAAGAGCACGCUGGGGAGACGCUCGAAGUCAACGAGAAGGCUUCGAAAGAGGAUGUUGAGGAAAAGCAAAAGAACAGGAACCCUGAAGUGUACUUUGACAUCUCUGUCGGAGCGAAGCGAGUCGGGCGCGUGAUCAUUCUCCUGAGGAAAGACAUAGCACCGAAAACAGCGGAAAACUUCCGAGCGCUCUGUACCCACGAGAAAGGCUACGGCUAUCAAAAUUCUAUAUUCCACAGGAUCAUCCCUGAAUUCAUGGCCCAAGGUGGUGAUUUUACAAACCAUGAUGGCACAGGCGGCAAGUCGAUUUACGGCAAUAAGUUUGAAGAUGAGAAUUUCCAGCUGACGCACAACCAGGCCGGUGUACUUUCAAUGGCCAACUCCGGCAAGAACACAAACGGAUCACAGUUCUUUCUCUGCUUCGGCCCAGCCACCUGGCUCAACGGGAAGCACGUCGUAUUCGGACAGGUGAUACGCGGACUUGAAGUACUCAAACUCAUAGAGGCUGUCGGCACAAAAUCAGGCAAACCUACUGAAAAAGUGACGAUAAUCAAUUGUGGAGAGUUGACCUAAAUUAAUUUAUUAUUCAUGUAUUUAUAAUGAAAAUCAUUGUGAUAAAUUAAUUUUAAUAAUUAUA